Messenger RNA from Elgaria multicarinata webbii, 2607 nucleotides. It is a transcript of the gene CAPN3, whose product is annotated as calpain 3. The coding region runs from base 130 to 2547 and encodes 805 amino acids. Gene Ontology annotation, molecular function: calcium ion binding; calcium-dependent cysteine-type endopeptidase activity. Gene Ontology annotation, biological process: negative regulation of apoptotic process; proteolysis. The transcript has 23 exons. Gene Ontology annotation, cellular component: cytoplasm. The record is from RefSeq and is a predicted model, not a curated record. NCBI's taxonomy places the organism in Eukaryota, Metazoa, Chordata, Lepidosauria, Squamata, Anguidae.
AAAGGGAGAACCGUGUCUGUGAAAGGCAUUGCAGAGCAACUUCCUCCUUUCGGUCACUUCCUCCCAAGUUGUAACAACUCCCUUACUUUGUUAUCACAUAAUUGAUCAAUUUGCUUAAAUCCGAUCUCCAUGCCUUCGGCUGUCAGUGCCACUAUAGUUCAAGAGACUGGGGCCGGGCCGGUUACCCAACAGCAUGUCAGCACAGCCGCUGAAACAGGUGCCGGAACAGGAGGGAUCUACUCUGCCAUCCUCAGCCGCAACCAGCCCAUCGUUGGAGUCAAGGAAAAGACCUUUCAUGAGCUCCAUAAGAAAUGCCUUGAAAAGAAGAGACUUUAUGAGGAUCCAGAUUUCCCAGCCAAUGACACCUCCCUCUUCUUCAGCCAAAAGCUUCCUGUCAAAUUUGAGUGGAAGAGGCCGCCAGAAAUUUGUGAAAAUCCACGCUUUAUAAUUGGUGGAGCCAACAGGAGUGAUAUCUGUCAAGGAGAGCUAGGCGAUUGCUGGUUUCUAGCUGCCAUUGCUUGUCUAACCCUGAAUGAAAGGUUGCUGUUUCGUGUCAUACCACAUGACCAGACCUUCAUAAAAGAUUAUGCUGGGAUUUUUCACUUCCAGUUCUGGCGUUAUGGAAGCUGGGUGGAAGUUAUCAUUGAUGACCGUUUACCGACAUAUGGCAAACAGCUGGUCUUUACCAAAUCCUCCCAGCACAAUGAAUUCUGGAGUGCUUUACUGGAAAAAGCCUAUGCAAAGCUUCAUGGCUCCUAUGAAGCACUAAAAGGAGGGAACACCACAGAGGCCAUGGAAGAUUUUACAGGAGGAGUGACAGAGUUCUAUGAGAUAAAGGAUGCUCCUAAAGAUACAUAUAAAAUCAUGAAGCAUGCUAUUGAGAGAGGGUCACUUAUGGCCUGCUCUAUUGAGGACAAUACAGGCUUUGUUUAUGGAAGUGUUCCUCCAACUAAUAUUGGUUUAUUAAUUAACGAAAUGAUGAAGAAUGCAAAUUAUGCAUUUUCAAAUUCCUCAACCGAACAGACAGAGGAAAGGACAACUCUGACCAUAGCUCCAAUGCUGUUUGAAAAGCGAAUGGCUAAUGGACUGGUCACAGGGCAUGCCUAUUCAGUUACAGCAGUGCAGGAGACAACAUUUAAAGGAGAGAAGUUAAAACUGGUGCGUCUAAGAAAUCCUUGGGGGCAAGUAGAAUGGAAUGGAGCUUGGAGUGACAGUUCAAAUGAAUGGAAUAGUAUUGACAACGCAGAGAAGAUCCGUCUGCAGCACAAAGUUGCAGAGGAUGGGGAGUUCUGGAUAUCAUUCCAAGAUUUCUUAAGGUUCUUCACAAAGCUUGAGAUUUGUAAUCUCACACCUGAUACUCUAGAGGCUGAUAAGCUUCAUACAUGGACAGUUUCCGUCACCGAAGGGCGGUGGGUGCGAGGCUGUACAGCAGGAGGCUGCCGUAACUUUCCAGGCACAUUUUGGACCAAUCCUCAAUAUCGCUUGAGGCUCUUAGAAGAAGAUGAUGAUCCAGAAGACAAUGAAGUUGUGUGUAGUUUCCUAGUUGCCCUGAUGCAGAAAAACAGGAGGAAAGAACGCAAACUAGGAGCCAACCUUCUCACAAUUGGUUUUGCCAUCUAUGAGGUGCCGAAAGAGAUGCAGGGUGACAAGAAGCAUUUACAGAAGGAUUUUUUCCUCUACAAUGCCUCUAAAGUGAAGAGCAAGACUUACAUAAACCUGAGAGAAAUUGCAGAACGCUUCAGGUUGCCUCCAAAUGAGUAUGUCAUCAUCCCGUCAACAUAUGAGCCUCACCAAGAGGGAGAGUUUAUCUUAAGAGUUUUCUCAGAAAAAAUAAGUCUUUCAGAGGAAGUUGAAGACAAGAUUGAAGUAGGAAACCUUUCUCCACUCAUCUUUGUCUCAGACAGAGCAAACAAGAACAAGGAUCUAAAAGGUGGUGAGGGGCAUAAAAAGGGCAAGGAAAAAGCAAGCACGGAUAAGAAAAAGAAAAGUGAUGAGCCCGCACAAAGAGAUCCCAAUAAGGAGAGUGAGGAAGACCAACAGUUCAGAAAUAUUUUCCAGCAGAUUGCCGGGGAUGAUAUGGAGAUCAGUGCUGAUGAACUCAGAAAUGUCCUCAACAAUGUUGUGAAAAAACACAAGGAUCUGAAGACAGAAGGGUUUGCACUGGAGUCCUGCCGCAGCAUGAUUGCCUUAAUGGAUACAGACGGUUCUGGGAAAAUAAAUCUUGAUGAGUUUCGACACCUUUGGAAUAAGAUUAAAAGCUGGCAGAAAAUUUUCAAACAUUAUGACACUGAUCAUUCAGGAACCAUUAACAGCUACGAGAUGCGUAAUGCAGUUCAAGAUGCAGGAUUUCACCUGAACAACCAGUUGUAUGACAUCAUUACAAUGCGCUAUGCUGACAGAAAUAUGAACAUUGAGUUUGACAGCUUUAUCUGUUGCUUCGUGCGGCUAGAGGGAAUGUUCCGUGCAUUUCAUGCCUUUGAUAAAGAUGGAGAUGGUAUUAUUAAACUGAAUGUCUUAGAGUGGUUGCAGCUCACCAUGUAUGCCUGACCGCCACCAGUUUCUAACUUCAAACUCAAAAUUGUGUCCAGAUUAUUGUUGUUAGUAUUA